AUGUUCGCUCGAGGGUUCUUUGGCCUCACAAAAAUCAACAAGCAAUGGCAGGUUGUGGACGAACAUGGAGAUGUUGUUGAUCAAGAUGACAACUCAAGUACUACUUCUGACUGGUCUUUGAUGCGAUUGGACUCUGAUUUCGGAUCAUGUGGUCAGUCUCGCUCCAUUUCUCCUGUGGCUUCCAGUCUGUCUAACACCUCUGACGAUGAUUCUACAUCUACCACCGAGGGAAUAGCUCCCACUGAGAGUCAUCGCUCCAGCCUUCCAAAUAGUAUGGACUCUCCUGUACGCCCUGAUCCGGCCGAUUGUUCAUCCGUACGGGCUUCUCGUGUUCAAUGCACGGCCGGCCAUUCAUCUCGCCUAGCAUAUCCACGUGGUACAUCAGCUACGCUGGCUUCGCUAUAUUCAAAGCCGGAUUAUCCUGAUCCAGUGGAGUCUCGCCAUUCUUCCGCAAGAUGGAACGCAGCGGUUCAUGCUAAUCGUCGUCGAUCUCAUCGGACUAACCAAAAUGUGGACGCUCAACGCGCGAAAUGUUUGCGCAGAGGUCCCAAGAUCAAUUCCGGCUUUCAGCGCAGACAAGUUUCACUCAUGGCAGGUGGCCAAUUGCCUCAGGGUCGCAAUUUCACGACGCUGAAAAGUUAG
Molecule: messenger RNA, 642 nt
Organism: Dicrocoelium dendriticum
Lineage: Eukaryota; Metazoa; Platyhelminthes; Trematoda; Plagiorchiida; Dicrocoeliidae
Source: the annotation of a GenBank genome assembly